UAACCGUUUGUUUAAUAAAACCUUUAGUUAAUAAUAAUAAGACAUAUUUAAGUCAUAUAUUAUAUGAUUUUUUUAUUUUGAAUCUCAAUAUUGUGUCUCAAAUAAUAUCACACUUUGAAUCUCAUUUACACACAACUCAUACUAAUAAUAAACAAUAUUCUAGGCUUAGACGGCACACAAUUUGUCCACUAAUCCGAUCGGCGAUUUGUAUAUCACUAUACAGGACAUCAUACCAACCAUUUGAAUAUCGACUGCAACAGCGGACACUUCAUUGUCGUUGUGUCACUAAAUUAGAUAAAGUUUUUUCUUCUCAAAGAUCUAAUUGUUCGACUUCUUUGUUUCGAUUGUCUUCUUCAUUAUCAAUGGCCGCGUUUACUGUCAAUGAGAGAGGACAGAGAAAUACUGCCGAUUUUCGGAUAUUUUAUACCAACAAAGAGACGGGAGCGUCUAUAUCUCCGUGGCACGACAUUCCCCUAUUUGCCGAUGAACCCAAUCAAGUGUAUAAUAUGGUAGUUGAGAUCCCCCGAUGGACUAAUGCAAAGAUGGAGAUUGCGACCGGAGAACCAUUGAAUCCAAUAAAACAGGACAUAAAGAAAGGACAGCUAAGGUUUGUUCGCAAUUGUUUUCCUCAUAAGGGCUACAUCUGGAACUACGGAGCAAUUCCUCAGACGUGGGAAAACCCGAAACAUUUGGACGAAUCUACCGGUCAUAAAGGCGAUAACGAUCCGAUCGAUGCCUUAGAGAUUGGCUCCCGUGUGGCUCAAAGGGGUGAAGUGGUCAAAGUUAAAAUACUAGGAGUUAUGGCUCUUAUAGAUGAGGGCGAGACCGACUGGAAGGUGAUAUCUAUUGACAUUAACGAUCCACUCGCUGAUCAAUUAAACGACAUUCAAGAUGUCGAGAUGUUGAUGCCGGGUCUCAUGCGUGCCACUCACGAGUGGUUCAAGAUCUACAAGAUUCCCGACGGAAAGCCUCCCAAUCAGUUUGCGUUCAAUGGAGAGCCCAAGAAUCGAGAGUUUGCAGAAAAAAUUGUGUCGCAAACACACAAGCAUUGGAAGGAUUUGGUCGGCGGUACCGAUGGCACUGAAUUGUCACUGAAAAACAUUACAUUAGGCAAUACUCACUCGAUUGACGUCCAGAGUGCCGGUGCUAUCGUUAAUCAAAGCCAAGAGUCAACGGCUUUGCCGGAGAAACCUAUCGACGAUCAAACGGCUAUUGAUAAAUGGUAUUAUAUUACAUUACCAUAACUCUCUACGAACAUUAACUACCGGAGCCAACACAUAGUCUGUCAAUUGGUGUGUUUUUUCCCAAAAAGCUAAACAAACAGUUUUUCUUAUAUUUUUAUAUGAUAUAUAUUACAUCUAAUAUGACUUAUUAGAUUGUAGUUAAAAACUACUGUACUGAUCAUUUGCUGCGAUUUUUUUA
Oppia nitens is the source of this 1422-nucleotide messenger RNA. It is a transcript of the gene Nurf-38, whose product is annotated as inorganic pyrophosphatase-like. Gene Ontology annotation, biological process: phosphate-containing compound metabolic process. The record is from RefSeq and is a predicted model, not a curated record. Lineage: Eukaryota; Metazoa; Arthropoda; Arachnida; Sarcoptiformes; Oppiidae. The transcript has 3 exons. Gene Ontology annotation, cellular component: cytoplasm. The coding region runs from base 363 to 1244 and encodes 293 amino acids. Gene Ontology annotation, molecular function: magnesium ion binding; inorganic diphosphate phosphatase activity.